AUGACGUGCUCGCCUGAAUACAUCAAAUACUGGACAACACUUCCCGACCAGCGCCCAAAGUACCAACCCGAACCCCAGUUGGAGGUCUCAGUAUGUCGAUCAAUGGAGGAAACUAAGGGUCCUUCAGAUGGUGAGGCUGACAUACGCAAGCCAGGGGCUUCGGCGAAUCUGCACGCCACUGUGCAGGAGGAAGGUACGAAAACCCGAGGCAACGGAAUUGCCUCGUCACUCGACAACCUGAUCGAACACCAGGAAUCGACCGCGCCAGAUGGGAAGAAAGGAGACGAUGAUAACGCCAAUAUCCAGACUCGCAAAACGCGGAGACGCACAUAUGUCCUCGGACCAGGCGGGCAUGCUUCCGGCUGA
Gloeophyllum trabeum ATCC 11539 is the source of this 366-nucleotide messenger RNA. RefSeq lists its product as uncharacterized. The coding region runs from base 1 to 366 and encodes 121 amino acids. Lineage: Eukaryota; Fungi; Basidiomycota; Agaricomycetes; Gloeophyllales; Gloeophyllaceae. The record is from RefSeq and is a predicted model, not a curated record. The transcript is spliced from 6 exons.